Messenger RNA from Aspergillus luchuensis, 666 nucleotides. RefSeq names its product OPI10 family protein. Gene Ontology annotation, biological process: protein import into nucleus. NCBI's taxonomy places the organism in Eukaryota, Fungi, Ascomycota, Eurotiomycetes, Eurotiales, Aspergillaceae. The record is from RefSeq and is a predicted model, not a curated record. The transcript has a single exon. Gene Ontology annotation, molecular function: nuclear import signal receptor activity. Gene Ontology annotation, cellular component: nucleus; cytosol. The coding region runs from base 1 to 666 and encodes 221 amino acids.
AUGUUCUCCGUCAUCAUACCAGACCAUCCGUGCCUCACAGACAUCGUCGCCGUCGAAACACAACCAAACGGCCAAACCACAAAAUUCGCCUUCAAUUUCCCCCUCCCGCCCAAACUCACUGAACUCGUCGUCUUCUUCCUCCCUGGCACUGUCCUCCCGCCCGAUACCGCCGCUGCGAUUUACAUUCAAUUCCCUGACCCGAACAACAAUGCACCUCAGUUCAAGUUUAUCGGAGCGCUAGCGAAUGAAAGACCCUCUGCGAUUCUUAAAGUCCAGGCGCCGCAAAUCCCAGGACUACAAAAUGGUAAUGCGAUGGCCGGCGCAGCUCCAAUGGUGACGUUGGGGAUCUCGCUUGAACCUGUUCAAGCUGUUGCACCGCAGGUUGCUGCGCUGGAGGCGGAGCAAGCUGGUGGUGGCGCGGGGCAGUCGCUGGAGUUGGUACGACAUAACCGCCAGCAGAAGGAAAUUACCACGAAGGUGCUGGCGCAGAGGAUUAUUGGGAAUGCGUUUAAUUUCUUGGCCAGCUUUGCGUCCGAGGAUCCGAGCAAUAGAGGACAGGAAACUGUUCCGUUGAAGACGUUUCGCGAUUGGUGGACGAAGUUUGAGAGGAAGGUCGAGAUGGAUCCGACGUUUUUGGAGAGGGAGGAUCCGUCGGCUUCGGGGUGA